AUGAAUGAAUUUUGCUAUUCGUACUCCAAACUCCGUCAGGAAUUUGGACGUCAUUGCUCUUUUAGUACCACGGAGCCCCGCACACUGGGGAUAAUAGAACCUAAUCCAGAUCAGAUGGCGCAUCUUAUCCCGAAGAAUCCACGCAAUUUUUGUGGAGACACCAUGAUAGAGUUGUCUGAGCACACAGUGAAUACCGGGAGUGUAAGUGUGUGCGAAAGGGGCAUGCGACACAUUGAAGGGGGCUGGCCUAAAGAAGUCGACUCUACAGACCCGCAAGAGGUGGCCACGUGGAAGAAGAGGGCUGAGAGAGAUCCGGCCCUUUUGCAGGGUCUUAAACAGCUUACUGCUGAUUGCAGUCGCGUGCUGAGGCAAAAUCUGGUGGUGGACCUUUUUGAGGACUACUUUAAGGGGACGGAAGUAGUUCGGGGGAACGAGAAACGAAUCUAUAUCAAGUCAAAAGCUCUACUGAAAGACCCCCUUGCGGACUGCAAGAGAGCUGUGACGUGCGCUGCCUGGCAUCCGGAGGGCCCCCAAAAGCUGGCCGUUGGCUAUGGCAUUAUGAAGUUCCAAGGCCAACCUGAGUCACUUCCUGCAUCUGCUUUGCUCUGGGAUCCGCGCCAUCCUAACGAACCGCUAGCAGAGCUGGGAUCUCCGAGUCCAGCAGUGUCCUUAGCCUUUAACACGAAAAUAUCUGAUUUACUAGUGGGUGGUUGCUAUAACGGGGUUGUAUGCUUGUGGGACUUGAGGAAAGGGAUGAAGCCUGUAGAAGUUUCUGGCUCCUCCAGCAGCCAUUAUGAUCCCGUGUAUGAGGUCGUAUGGACCCAAAGCAAAACCAACAGUGAGUUCGUGUCGGCUUCCACAGAUGGUCGGGUUCUUUGGUGGGAUUGCAGGAGCCUAAGAGAACCAAUUGAGGAAUGCCGGCUUACUAAAGGAAUGCAACCAAGUGCAGUAGCAUCGGCAGGAACCGCCAACGGCGAAAACGAAGUAGAUGAAAGCGCGAGUGACCAGCUAUUAGGGGCGAUUUCCCUUGCGUGGUCUGUAGAAGCAGGACCAACAAAGUUCCUCCUGGGCACUGAACAGGGUAUCAUACUGGGCCUGAAAACAUGGCCGAAAAAGUCUCCUGAGAUUAGCCAGCGAUUUGGUUGCGAAGGUGGACAGCACUAUGGGCCCGUGCUUGCUGUUAGACGAAACCCGUUCCACAGCAAGUACUUCCUUUCUGUCGGUGACUGGACUGCCAAAGUUUGGAUGGAAGAAGUGCGCACACCACUAACUACAACUCCUAAUCAUCCAGCAACUUUAACUGACGGGCAGUGGAGCCCCACCCGUCCUGGCCUGUUCAUUGUUACACGAAGCGACGGCUUCCUCAGCUUCUGGGACUACUACUACAAGCAAAACGAAGUGGCGUUUCAGCACAAGAUUGGAAGUGCUCCACUGACGUGCCUUUCCAUUCAAUCGCAAGGCGAGUUUGUCGCUGUGGGCGAUGCUGAAGGGAGGGUGACAGUGCUCAGCCUUUGCGAGGGACUGCAUAUUUGCGCACCCAAUGAGAAGGCCGCCAUUGGAUCAAUCUUUGAACGGGAAGCGAGACGAGAGAAAAACAUUGAAAUGACAAAACGGCAGACAGAGGGCAAGCGGCAGGAUGAUAAGCCGUCAAUUCGUUCGCGGAGUGCUGCUGUUCAGGAAGCAGUGGAUGAGGCACGUGCAGCCUUUUUCAAGAGUAUUGAAGAAAAACAACCAUCCCUUUCAACAUAG
Cyclospora cayetanensis is the source of this 1749-nucleotide messenger RNA. Its product is annotated as dynein, 70 kDa intermediate chain, flagellar outer arm. The transcript has a single exon. Bases 1 to 1749 code for a protein of 582 amino acids. The record is from RefSeq and is a predicted model, not a curated record. Gene Ontology annotation, biological process: outer dynein arm assembly; cilium movement. Gene Ontology annotation, molecular function: dynein light chain binding; dynein heavy chain binding. NCBI's taxonomy places the organism in Eukaryota, Apicomplexa, Conoidasida, Eucoccidiorida, Eimeriidae. Gene Ontology annotation, cellular component: outer dynein arm.